Messenger RNA from Nasonia vitripennis (jewel wasp), 3559 nucleotides. RefSeq lists its product as uncharacterized. Bases 363 to 3020 code for a protein of 885 amino acids. NCBI's taxonomy places the organism in Eukaryota, Metazoa, Arthropoda, Insecta, Hymenoptera, Pteromalidae. The transcript has 6 exons. The record is from RefSeq and is a predicted model, not a curated record.
GCGCGACGCGUAUAGCUACCAAGCUACUCCGGCUGACCAGUCACACCGUCCGCGACCUUCUAUAGCUCACCACGGCACAAAUAUUCUCGCGCGCGCUCGCUUUAUAUUGUAUACAGUGUAUACCUAUAGUGUCGGAUAUACACAGAGCAGCAGCAGCAGCGAAAGACGAGGAAGUCAUAUCGUCGUCGAGGCAGCUGUAUUUGGAGCGGAGAGGAAACGGCAAUUACGAUGCGCCGAGCAGCGUACUAUUUACGCUGAAUAUUGCAUGAGGAGCUUCCGAGCAUCACGGCUAGCUGUUGCUGCCAGGCGUCAGCAGUCUAACCUAAAUCACAACCAAGGCUCGCCGUACAAGAACUGUAUCAAUGGUAAACAUACCAUUAGUAACGAUGGAUGAUUAUGGGCUACUGGAGCCAACAGAUGUUGGUACAAUGACCAUAGACUACGAUCCAAAGGAAGAAUGCAAGAGGCGAGUGACUCGUUGGGACCCGGAAGAAGUAGUUUGUAUGUUGACCUUGAUAAAGGAGCACAACUUUGUUAGCAGAUACUCUGUUAACAAAAUGUCCGCAUUGCUCAGUCAAUUGAUGCUCAAGAAAGGUUGGAACCGCACUGAAAGACAAGUACACCUGAAACUAACAAUGCUGAGGAAGAAUUUUCUCGCAUGUGAACGACAAAAAUUGCUGACGGGUGUCCUAAAAGAAUGUCCAUUCUAUAGGGAGCUCCGUGAGAUUUAUAGAGAUGCCAGUAACUCAAAUGGCAUUGAUUCAGAAGACUAUGACACCAGCAGUCAAGAAGAAUUUCUAGUAAAGUUUCCUAGUGAUCCAAUUGACUGGUCCAAGGGGGAAGUUCAGAAGAUGCUUAACUUCGUCAAGUCUAUGAAGCUGAAAAAUGAACUGACCCUUACUUUUUUCUCUCCAGUUGCUGUGAAAAUGAUUGCUGAAGCAAUGCAAAAUGCUGGCUUUGACAGAAGUACAGAACAAGUUAAAAAUGCACUGAUAAAUUUAAGGACUAUGUACAUAGAUUAUAAAAUAGGUUUUGAUAAUAACGAAAAUCCUGCAGAGUGCAUGUUUUAUUCAAGCUUGGACUUAUUUUGGGGUAGAGAGUACAAAAAGUGUCGUUUAAAAGAGAAAAAGAAGUCAAGGUCUGAUGAUUCCUGGUCUACUGAGGAGACUAUAGUGCUUUUAACAUUGAUACAGGAUUUAAAUAUUGCCGAAGAUGCUUAUAUUAAUACCGAAAAAGCUGCUGAAGAAUUGAGACAGAGUCUAGCAGAAAAUGGUUACUGUAGAUCCAACCAACAAAUUAUGAGUAGACUCGAUCAACUGAAAUUAGAAUUUGUCAGUGUGGAUCAAACAAAUGCAGAGUCUGAAGCAGUUCAACAGUUCCCCUUUUAUAAUUUGUACAGAAAACUGUUUGAACGACAGUUCAGUCGAGAAAUGAUGAAUCGAAUAAACCUGUCAUCAGAUGCAGAAAAAGAUUCACUAGAAUUGAUGGAAUUCAAUAACGGAAACGAUAAAGAAUCGUCUGAGAAUCAUAGCAAAGGUGUACUAUGGUCAAAAGAUGAAGUAAAACUUCUUUUAAAGACGGUUAAGGAAUUGACUUCAAAAAACCACUCGAACGAGAGUUUGGAAGACGAAAAACUACAAAGACUAGUUCAAGUUUUGCAUGAGGCUGGUUUCCAUAAGACUGGUGAGCAGAUCAAGCGAAAAUUAACUCUGCUCAAAAAUUCCUAUCAAAGAUGCAACCAAGAAGAUAGCUGUGAAAAAGAUAUUUUUGAAUGUCCGUUUUAUAAUGAGCUGCACGAUAUUUUUCAUACGCCCGUUUCUGAUGAAAGGUACGAAUUUAUACAAAAUCUAUUAACGGAAAAUUGUGAUAUGAAUACAUCAAAAUUCCCCGAUCAUAGUUACACGAGCAUAAAAUUUGGCAACUCAUCUAGCGAAAGUAGAGUAAACGACAAGGUCACUGUGAUACCUAAUAAAUGUAUAGAUACUUGGUUUCCCGUUGAAAGUAUUAUUGAUGAAGAUGGUAUAACCGCUUCGUCAACUCUCGACUUCGGUAAUUUAAGCGCCGUUUCUAAUAAGGAACAAGAGCAAGUUAUCGAAGAUGCUAUUCUGGCCACUCUACCUAAUAAUAAUAGUGAUACAAAGGAUGAGAAUCGCACAAUACCAGAAGGUGAUAAUACUUUUGAAAAUAAAGUCAUCACAGUCGUAGAAGAGUGCGUUCCGCCCAUAAUAAAUGACGUUGCUCUGGACCAAGAAGUCAUUACCUCCGGUUCAUGCGAGGAAAAUAAUGUAGAUUAUUCGAAAUAUUUCAAAUAUGAGGAUACGGACAGGCCAGUAUAUUCUGCUACAACACCAUCUGUUUUAUCCGGUGACGAUGAGGGACCACCUCCUAGCAAAAAGCUAAAGAUCACCGAGGAUGAGAAGAUCACUGGCAAGAACAAGUUUCUCCUACGACCCGUGGAGAUGAAUCCUUCAUCGUUGACGGGAAUGGCAAACACCACGAACACCAAGUUCGUACGUCUGAUUGUCGCGAAUGAUCUAAAUAAGAGUCGAGUCAAUCACAUCACGGCUCACAUCGAGCCGAUAAAUAUUAAUACGGCAAGUUCCGUGAGUUCAGGUAUGAGCUCACCGGUCGAGCGAGCUGAUAUCCUCAAGCUGGCAGCUGAGAAGGUUUUGACAAAAGAAGAUUUUGAUAUACACAAACUGGAGAACGAAGCAGGUGCGAUUAGUUCGAAAAAAGACUACCAGUAUAAUGGAGUGAAUGGCUGUUCGUCAAGCACGAAAUCUGGUAACUUCGAAGAGAAAAUUUCGAAAACGAUUCAAGAAGCUGUUCAAACCAUGAUGAAACAUGACGAAUUGAUGCAGCAGAAGCAUCAUGCAUGGAUGGAGAAGCAGUUCGAGAUACAGCGAAAGCACGACGAAAGUCAUAAAAUGAUACUGAUGAAUGAACUAAAAGAAUUGCGAGGUGUCAUGACGGUUCUGCUUACAGACAAGCAACUCCACGCCAAUAACCAGAAUCGAUAGACUUACAUUUUUUAUAAAAGACAAAACAAAAUAAUUUUAAAUACGAAUUGCCAAGCUUUAAAUAUUGUACAAAACCCAACUUGUAAAUACGAAGCUUAAGUUAUACUUAAAUUAAAAAUUCAAGUUUAAAAAGUGCUUAUAAAAUACGUAAUUUUUACAAUUUUUACUAUGUAAAGAGUUUUGUUCUAUUUUUUUUAGAAAAAAAAAGUUAAAAUUAUAUAUUUUUCGUAUGCAACGGAAAACAAGUUUUUGAUGUUGUUCCGUUAAUGAAGAAAUAAAACAAUGUUUUCUUUCUUUAUUUUGUUAAUUUUUAUUUAUAAAAAAAAAUUAAAGAAAAUGUUGUUUUUUCUCAGUAAUACCUAUUUGUUAUCCCAUAAACACGUUUAAAAUGUCUAAUAUUUAAUUUCUCGUCUCGUUUUCUUAAAAUUAAAAGUUUUAAGCAUUACAUUCAUUAUUGAUAUAUGCAAUAAUAGUAACUACGCAAACUAUACUCGUGUAACUGCCAAAAUGUAUAAAUAAAAAAAUGGAUUUUCCUUAAA